Molecule: messenger RNA, 2115 nt
Organism: Agelaius phoeniceus (red-winged blackbird)
Lineage: Eukaryota; Metazoa; Chordata; Aves; Passeriformes; Icteridae
Source: RefSeq, a predicted model, not a curated record
CCUGCUGCCACUUCCUUCCUGGACGAUCUCAGGACGAGUCCGGUUACUUUUAAUCCGACCAGCAGCUCAGCCACUUUCUCCUCCUCCACGCAGCACACACGCGCACACACGCGCACCACGCACACACACAUACGCACACGCACACGCACACACACACACACACACACACACACACACUCUCUCCAGGCAUCUUCUGGCUGCUUAUUGGAUUGACUUUGAAGGUUGUGUGUGUGAUUCAAGGCGGCUGCAUGUUGAACCAGGUGGUGAAUAUUUAAGACUGGAAGAAGUAAAGGGAUUUUUUCUUUUUCCUAUGAAAGGAAAAUAUCUGAAGGACUAGUCUGAUCAGCCAAACAGCUAACUGUUUACAAUCAGGAACAGAUGCAGGGGACUGUGAACUGAGUGGUGCAAGUGCUGAAGAAGGAGGUUUGUUUUGAGGAAACAGGAAAGAGGAAUAAAAGAGAAGGGAAAAAUACGUAAUUUUAAGGAAGAAGAAGAGAAAAAAAAACGGGGACUAUGGGGAGAAAAAAGAUUCAGAUUACAAGGAUUAUGGAUGAACGUAACAGACAGGUGACUUUUACAAAGAGGAAAUUUGGGUUAAUGAAGAAGGCUUAUGAGCUUAGUGUUCUGUGUGACUGUGAGAUUGCUCUAAUCAUCUUCAACAGCACCAACAAACUGUUCCAGUAUGCCAGCACUGAUAUGGACAAAGUGUUGCUGAAAUAUACGGAGUAUAAUGAGCCACAUGAGAGCCGAACAAAUUCAGAUAUUGUUGAGACAUUAAGAAAGAAAGGACUUAAUGGCUGUGACAGUCCAGACCCUGAUGCAGAUGAUUCAGUAGGUCACAGCCCUGAGUCCGAGGACAAGUACAGAAAACUUAAUGAAGAUAUUGAUCUAAUGAUCAGCAGGCAAAGAUUAUGUGCAUUGCACAAGAAAGAAAACAAAGCUUGUGAAAGCCCUGAUCCUGACUCCUCUUAUGCUCUCACCCCACGCACUGAAGAAAAAUACAAAAAAAUUAAUGAAGAAUUUGAUAAUAUGAUCAAGAGCCAUAAAAUACCUGCUGUUCCACCACCAAACUUUGAGAUGCCAGUUUCUAUCCCAGUGUCCAGCCACAACAGUUUGGUAUACAGUAACCCAGUCAGCUCACUGGGAAACCCCAACCUUUUACCACUGGCUCAUCCUUCUUUGCAAAGGAAUAGCAUGUCUCCUGGUGUGACACAUCGGCCUCCAAGUGCAGGUAACACAGGUGGCCUGAUGGGUGGGGACCUUGCAACCGGUGCAGGCACCAGUGCAGGAAAUGGAUAUGGAAACCCCCGCAACUCACCAGGUCUGCUGGUCUCACCUGGCAACUUGAACAAGAAUAUGCAAGCAAAAUCUCCACCUCCAAUGAAUUUGGGAAUGAACAACCGUAAACCAGACCUCCGUGUGCUUAUUCCACCUGGCAGCAAGAGUAACAUGCCAUCAGUGAAUCAAAGGAUAAAUAACUCCCAGUCUGCUCAGUCAUUGGCUACUCCAGUGGUUUCCGUAGCAACUCCUACUCUACCAGGGCAAGGGAUGGGAGGAUACCCAUCAGCCAUCUCAACAACGUAUGGUACUGAAUAUUCUCUGAGUAGUGCAGAUAUAUCAUCUCUCUCUGGUUUUAAUACAGCCAGUGCUCUUCAUCUCGGUUCUGUGACUGGCUGGCAACAGCAACACCUACAUAACAUGCCACCAUCUGCCCUCAGUCAAUUGGGAGCUUGCACUAGCACUCAUUUAUCUCAGAGUACAAAUCUCUCCCUGCCUUCUACUCAAAGCCUCAACAUCAAGUCAGAACCUGUUUCUCCUCCUAGAGAUCGUACCACCACACCAUCGAGAUACCAACAGCACACGCGCCAUGAGGCGGGGAGAUCUCCUGUUGACAGUUUGAGCAGCUGUAGCAGUUCCUAUGAUGGAAGUGACCGAGAAGAUCACCGGAACGAAUUCCACUCUCCCAUUGGACUCACCAGACCUUCGCCGGACGAAAGGGAAAGCCCCUCUGUCAAGCGCAUGCGGCUCUCUGAAGGAUGGGCAACAUGAUAACAUUAUGACCUAUUAGUUGGGAUUUUUUUUUCUUGCAGUGUGUGUGUGCUAUACCUUAAUGGG